AUGGGAAGUAACACGUCAAGGGACCUUGGCAAUAAUGCUUCUUCCUCUUCCUCUUCCUCGCGUCGUCAGAAUGGUCGUCCAACCAAAGCAAAACAAACUACCAUUCAAGAGUAUGUUGAUUACGGCACCACAUUACCUAACGGACUUUAUACAGCACAACAGGAUUACAAUAUAAAGAAUGUUCGACGACUCAUUCGUUUAUCUGACCCACCCGAACCGCAGCAAUCCGAAAAAGUGUCUUCCGAAUUGCCACCGUCACCACCAACUUUAACAAACAGUCGACCACGGAAGAAUUCUUCUUUGCAACAACAACAGCAACAGCAGAUAGAAGACCAAAGAAAAAAGACACUUUACAAUAACCCUGUUGAAUGCCCCAUUUGCUUUCUUUAUUAUCCAUCCAAUAUAAAUCAUUCACGAUGCUGUGAUCAACCGAUAUGUACCGAAUGCUUUUUGCAAAUCAAACGGCCCAUCGAAACCCCCUCGCUACCGGCUGCAUGUCCGUUUUGUAUGGAAGAUAACUUUGGAGUUAUUUAUGAAGCACCAGCGUGGAGCAGUGGCAGGCCUCGCUCCCCAUCAUCGUCAUCGCCAGCACCCACCAACAAUCGACCUUCCUCCAAAGUCAGUCCUCGACAUACCACGUCCGGUGUUAGUGACGGCAUGAUUCCACGACGCAAAAGUAUCAAUCAUAACGAUCCGGACGUUGUUCUUGUGGACCAUGUUCGGCCGGAUUGGCGCGAGGCACCUGUUCGUACUGGUCGGUCGCGUCAUAAUUCGGAAUCGCGUGGCAGUAACAAUGACAAUGGAUUCUUUCGUACUGCCUCGCCCUUGUUCACGCGUCCGGGUCGUUCGGCUUCGUCAGCUGCGCAUUCAGAAUAUCAUCAUUAUUUGACUGCCAUGAGGGAUAGGAACAUGGAUUUGGAAGACUAUUUUGUCAUGGAGGCGAUCAGGAUGUCGUUGGCUGAUCAAGAGCAACUGCAGCAACGUCAGCGUGAGCAGGAGCAACAACAAGAGGAGAACAGGUCAGCAGAAGGAGAUGGUGACGGAGGCAACGAACAGCAGCAAGAACAUCAACAACAAUCGCCUCCAUCUACGGAUAGCAACACAACCCCUCUCAUCACGACAACAGCAGCCACAUCCAAUAACUCGUCUACGUAA
Messenger RNA from Zychaea mexicana, 1155 nucleotides. RefSeq lists its product as uncharacterized. Bases 1 to 1155 code for a protein of 384 amino acids. The transcript is spliced from 4 exons. Gene Ontology annotation, cellular component: cytoplasm. The record is from RefSeq and is a predicted model, not a curated record. NCBI's taxonomy places the organism in Eukaryota, Fungi, Mucoromycota, Mucoromycetes, Mucorales, Lichtheimiaceae.